This is a messenger RNA of Bicyclus anynana (squinting bush brown), 4716 nucleotides long. Its product is annotated as xaa-Pro aminopeptidase 1-like. NCBI's taxonomy places the organism in Eukaryota, Metazoa, Arthropoda, Insecta, Lepidoptera, Nymphalidae. The transcript is spliced from 10 exons. Bases 650 to 2824 code for a protein of 724 amino acids. The record is from RefSeq and is a predicted model, not a curated record.
UGUGUGAUAGGACUUUUAUUGAACCGGCGAGCUUUCAACGAGCUUUCUACCUAUGCGACCUCUGUCUGCCCGCUGCGAUCCUGGUAUGUUCCCGCGCCAGUGUCGGCGUUGUCGCUAGCCGCUUUCUCCUUCUGAUGAACUUUUUUAGGAACCCCUCCUACGAGCGAGAGCGAAAAUCUUUUGUCUCCGUCUACCAAACGUAGACGGUAAGUAUGGCCUAUAAAUAGAUAGGUAGGUAGGUAUAAUAACUCGGCCCUUUGAGGGAUUGAGCUUUAUAAACUCCAAGCACCAGCCUCCUAGCGUUUCAAUAUUUUUACCUAAAGGGUGAACACCGUGUUAAUGUUAUCCUGUAGAGAAACUAAAUAAUUAUGAACUUAGAUCGAGGCUCAUGCUUGUGAUAAUGAAAACUAAAACCCUUUUCAAGCUUAAUUGCUUUUAUCGCAAAGGGCGAUAAAAGCAAUUAAGCUUGAUGCUUCUGGUUCAGGCGCAAACAAUGCUUAAAAGGGAUUUAAUAAUCAAUCCAGCCCAUCCAUCUGUAUUUGGUUGAUUCUUAAAUAUAGUUAGCAUCAACAGACCAAGCAAGUGGCCCACUUGAUGAUAACUGGAUUCAUCGCCUAUAUAUUCACAUACCCUUUAGAUCGGAACAGCAAUGCUGCUUGGCAGCAGAAAAAAGCGAACUCUUGUCACUAAAGCUUUGUUCUUUCUACUAGUAGUAGGCUCAUAUUUUGUAUCUAUUCUAGUAUGUUCCGGUGCCCGCAUGACGACCAUCACCACAACCACGACGAUGCCGCCACCCUCCUCUCCGACACCGCUCACCAUGGCGUACAGCCCCGAGCUGCCCACCGUACCGCCGCAAGUCUGCACCGAAGCCACCAGCACCAUCUCACCAUUGGGCAGACUGCGCAGCGCUAUGCGAGACAUCAGCUACGUUCAGAAGAAUGUUCUGGACGCUUUCAUUAUAUUCUACACGGAUGAGCAUUUGAGUGAGGAGCCGUCAGCAGAUGAGCGCAGAUUGGAGUACUUCAGCGGCUGGGACGGGCCGGGCACGGCAGUCGUGCUCGCGGACGGCGAGGCGGCGGUGUGGGUGCCGGCGGGCGACGUGCGCCGUGCUCGCGCCGUGCUCUCCUGCGCAUGGAACGUGCUCGACGCUGACAACCCCAGCCAGACCAGCGUAGCUGAAUGGAUCAUUAAAUACGCACCGCGCAACGCACGCAUCGGCGCAGACUCUCGUCUGACGUCCAUCAACCAGUGGCAGAUGCUACUGGGCAGCCUGCAACGCGAGGGCAUGUCCCUCCUCGCUAUGUCCACCCUCCUCGAUCAGCUGUGGAACGAGGAACUCGACCCGGAGAAGCGGAGACCAGAAGUUAAUAGAGUCGUGGCUAAGUUACACAAUUCUUCAUAUACAGGUAUGACAUGGCGACAAAAAGUAGACCUAGUCCGGAACGAACUCCGGCUUAUUGGCGUCGACGCGAUGGUGGUCACCGCCCUGGAUGAGGUGGCCUGGCUCCUCAACAUCCGGGGAAGGGAUCUGCCCUACGCGCCUCUCCUCAAGGCGUUUGUUGUAGUCAGCGUUCGGGAACUGAGGGUGUACGCGCCUGCUGGCAAGCUCUCUAUGCCAGUACGGGAAGCUCUUGCUGUGUACAACUGCUUUCCCAAUUCGAAUAACUGUACCAGGGUGAAAGAUUACAGCGAUAUAUAUGCCGACCUAAGAAAAGCUACAGAGUCAAAGAUCCUCAUACCAACGGAAGGGACUUUCCAAAGAGGCGCAUCCGCAGCCAUCGCACAGAUAAUCCCUCUAGCCAAGAGGUUGUUCCAACCAUCGCCGAUACUGUACUUCAAGGCGCAGAAGAAUCAGGCGGAAGUGAUGGGAAUGCAUAAAGCGCAUCUCCGCGACGCUGUGGCGAUGUGCACUGUAUUGAGCUAUUUGGAAGUCGUGGGGAAGUCCGGGCUAAACGAGCUAACAGUGGCGACGAAGGUGGACAUAACGCGCGGUACGCAGGCCGGCUACGUGUCACAGUCCAUGCAGACGAGGGUAGCCUUCGGGCCCAGCGGCGCAGAACCCGAGUACAAGGCAACUGCGGCUACCAGUCGAAGGAUAUUCCCCAACUCCACGAUUGUUAUACAGUCUGGAGGACAAUAUUAUGAAGGUACAACAGCAGUGACCCGCACGCUGCACUACGGCUCGCCGACCCGCGAGGAGCGCCGAGCGUACACCACGGUGCUGCGCUCUCUGUGCGCGCUGGCCACGCUGCAGACUCCCAGCACGCUGCCCGCGGCGCACACCGACCCUGUGGCGCGCGCGCCGCUGUGGGCCGCGCGCCAGGACUACGCGCCGCCCACGGGCUACGGCAUGGGCGCUGCUCUUAACAGGAAGGAAGAUCCAGUUGUGAUUGACUACAGGCAAGACAUUAAUUUACAUACGUUUAGAGAAGGCUACUUCAUUACCAGCGAGCCCGCAUGGUACGAGGCGGGUAAGUUCGGAGCAAAGUUAGGGAAUGUCUUGGAGGUACUGCCCCGGGCUGGUGGCUACCUGGGUUUCCGAGAGGCAACGCUCAUACCGUAUGAAUACAAACUGAUUGAUAGGAACUUACUGACUGAGUACGAGAUUAAAUGGUUAAACGAAUACAACGAACGAAUACGGAAGACGGUUGGCCCAGAACUGAAGGACCAAGGUCUCACCGACGUUUACUACUGGAUGAUGAAUAAAACUGUGCCCAUCGAGUCACCACGAGCUAAGAAGAACAAUCCUAACUCCGCCCCAUCUUAUACAUGCCGUUUAGAAAUAAUAAUUGUGUUAGCUGCAUUUGCCUUGAGUUAUUAUUGAAUCAUAUAGAAUAGUUAGAUUCCUUUUUAACGACAUCACUGGGCGAUUACAAUAUAUUUUUGUUUACAAAACCAUUUUAUUACAUUUUUUAAAACAAUUAUUCAAAUAUAUUGAUAUAAUAUAGUCGAUAUUUUAUGAUAUAUAGUAUAUGCCAUAAAAUAUCGACUUGGAGCGAUCGCCAUAACCAAAUUGCCAAAAAUAACCCUCUAUAGUGAAGCUGUUAACUAGGGACGUACCUAUUUGUAUUUAUAAACAGGAAUAUUUGUAGCUAUUUAUUUGUAUUUCUCGUAUUGUCUACAUAACAACUUACCUACGCUUUAUACACAUACGCCUAACCGAUUAGGGUUGAGUUAUAUACGAACAUAACAUAUAUGUUGCUUUAGAUAUAUUUUAAUUUAUAAAUUAUAAUACAAAUCCUUUCCUUUUUGUACCUACUAUAUUGGUAUAUAAAAUCUAAUUUAACUAUAAUUAGUUCAUCAAAGUUCAUUGACAAUUGCAAAUAAAGAUUCUUACUUUAUAAGAUUAAGUGUCUGUGUAGCUAAGCUUAAGGUAUUAUGUAUCUGCUUAAUAUAUCUAGUGUGUAAUCUUCAAAUAUUUUGUAUAUUGACAAAAAGAUCUAAAGGUAUAUAAGGGAUGUUAUCUUAUACCUACUCUAAAUGUAAUAUAUUUCAAUAAUAAGUUAGAUAUUAUAGUUAUUACCUAGAUACAAAUACGCAAUAUUGCUUCGACUGUAACAUUUACGAAAAUGAAAAAAAGCAAUACAAAUUAAGUUACGUACUUAUUAUUUUUUUUCUUAUGACGUAAUAUAGGUAUAUGCACCGAUAAUUGUACAAACAUAAAAUAUUGUAAAGUUUGCGAAUAUAUUUGGAUGUUUGUCAAUAGUUACCAGAACGGAUUUUACUAGAUUUUACACAUUAGGUCUACUGUAUUGUAUUGGCAAUGUAGGUACUUCUUCCAGAAGAGGUAGAUAUCUAUGGAGAUUAAAAAAUCCUGAUGAUGGAUAUAGUAAAUAAUAUAAGUUACCUACUUAAUCUCUAUUAGUCACUGAACGGACACAAAUUUUUCAAGUUAAAAUAAAAAGAUGUUUUAAAAUUAAACAAAAACAUUAAAACAUUUAUACCUAAGAAUAUGUAGUUGAUAAAUUCUCGAAUGUUGGAUUACGUGUUAAAUUUACAACAUACUUAAAGUUUUACUUAUUUAGGUUUUAGGAGAUAGAUAAAAUUAUGAAGGUUUAAAAGCACCGAGUGCCUUAUUAAAAUAUUAGAGUGUAUAUUGCUUUAAUUGCCUAGGUGGGUAUAUCACAAUAUGUACGAAUAUCUACUUUAUAGAAGUACGUACUUCAUAUGCCUAUGUACUUAGGCAUUAUUAUAUGUAUAAUUAUCGUUAAUGUCUAAAUACAGUAUUUUAAGACCUAAAUUAUAUUAAUGUGUUAUGAACUGAUAUUUAUUAAAUUAUUAUAAUAUAGUUAAAAGAGUAGACUAUCAUGCUUCUAUGUGUAUUAUAUAUAUUUUAGUAUUUAAGUAUCACAAUAUAUAUAUAUACUGAAUAUAGUUAGGUAAAUAUAAAAAUAUUAAGUAUAUUGGUUCGUUUAACAGUCACUUCGAUUGGAACUUAAGAAAAUAUACACAAAAAUCUAUCAAUUAUAUUCUAUUUUUUUUUGUUAAAAAUAAGCAGAAUGUAAUACCUACCUAUAUAAUAUAAAAAAAAUAUCUUGAUGUUACUUAUAAAUAAAAUAGAUAACCAUAAUAUAACCAACAUAAAUUUUAAGUAGUCAAAUGUAAGCAAUAAGUAGUUAUAUUCGUUUUUCACGGUUAUCUAAAAUCGUGCAGAUAAAUCAGCAUGUGCCUAUUACACUUAGUUAUACCUAUUUCGGUAAAGUAAAAUCGUCGGUC